AUGGAACAACUGAACCAUCUCCCUCCUACAAGAAGACUCGUCACAGGUCACGAUCGAGACGGAAAGGCUAUUUUCGAGUUCGAUGAUUUACUCACGCCCGUCAAUCCCACUCCAAAAAGCGCGAGGUCCGAUCCCUCCACACCUCAACCAGUUGGCGCCACACUGAUUCAUCGUACUCGAGAAUAUCCGGUCAAAAUCCAAGGCGGAAGAGAAGAGCUCACUGUGGACAAUAUACGUCGAGGCCAGGGCGAGAAGGGAAUCGUCUGCCAGAUUGUGGAUGUUCCUCCCACUCCAGAUGGCACAAAACCAUACUUGCACCGCAACGAGAGUCUCGACUACGGUGUGGUGCUGAAGGGACCACUACAGUUACUCUUGGACGAUGGAGCUGUCGAGACUCUGAGAGAGGGAGACGUGUAUAUUCAAAAAGGAACAUUCCAUGCUUGGCUGAAUAACUCCAAUGACUAUUGCCGCUUUCUGACUGUUGUCAUCCCAUCUCAGAAGGUCAAAGUGGAAGCGACAGGAGAGCUUCUGGAAGUCACGAAAAUACCAGGAUUGAGUGACUGA
Messenger RNA from Fonsecaea pedrosoi CBS 271.37, 564 nucleotides. RefSeq lists its product as uncharacterized. The record is from RefSeq and is a predicted model, not a curated record. NCBI's taxonomy places the organism in Eukaryota, Fungi, Ascomycota, Eurotiomycetes, Chaetothyriales, Herpotrichiellaceae. The transcript has 2 exons. Bases 1 to 564 code for a protein of 187 amino acids.